This is a messenger RNA of Didymella exigua CBS 183.55, 522 nucleotides long. Its product is annotated as CENP-B protein. Lineage: Eukaryota; Fungi; Ascomycota; Dothideomycetes; Pleosporales; Didymellaceae. Gene Ontology annotation, cellular component: nucleus. Gene Ontology annotation, molecular function: DNA binding. The transcript has 2 exons. The annotation marks the transcript as partial. The record is from RefSeq and is a predicted model, not a curated record.
AUCUACAAAGGACGCGUUCACAUCUCUGCCUGGUACAAGGAGGCAGAUAUACCACGCAAUUGGAAGCUCUCUGUCUCUGAGAGCGGCUGGACGAACAACGCGCUCAGCCUUAAGUGGCUGAAGCACUUUGACGCGCAUACAAAGGCAAGCCAGGUAGGGGCGGUCUACCAGCUACUUAUUAUUAACAGCCAUGAGAGCCACUGCUUAGUGGCUUUCCAAGAUCUCUGCAGAGAGAAGAAGAUAAUCACUCUCUGUAUGCCCCCGCACUCGUCGCACCUGUUGCAGCCACUUGACGUCGCCUGCUUCUCGCCACUAAAGCGCCUGUAUAGCGACGAGGUUUCGGCCUUGGCAUGCAGUCGCAUCCACUAUAUUAACAAGGAAACCUUCCUGCUAGCCUUUAAAUCAGCGUUUAGUAAGGCGUUCACUGGAGAGAACGUUCGCGCAGGCUUUAGAGGUGCUAGGCUAGUCCCACACAACCUAGAGGUGGUGUUAUUAAAGCUUGAUGUGCGCCUGCGCACGCCA